Molecule: messenger RNA, 1006 nt
Organism: Halichondria panicea
Lineage: Eukaryota; Metazoa; Porifera; Demospongiae; Suberitida; Halichondriidae
Product: lys-63-specific deubiquitinase BRCC36-like
Exons: 8
Coding region: 37-825 (262 amino acids)
Biological process (GO): protein K63-linked deubiquitination; double-strand break repair
Cellular component (GO): BRISC complex; BRCA1-A complex
Molecular function (GO): polyubiquitin modification-dependent protein binding; cysteine-type deubiquitinase activity; metallopeptidase activity
Source: RefSeq, a predicted model, not a curated record
CCCGCCCCUUCCUUUGCUAGCUAGUAAACACACAAGAUGGUGCACUAUGUGGAGCUGUUGUCUGAUGCUUACCUAGUGUGUAUGAGUCACGCUCUUUCCACUGAGAAGGAGGAGGUCAUGGGACUGCUCAUGGGAGAGUUAAUGGACAACAAGUUGAUGUGUAUUAUUUCAGCGUAUGCAAUGCGUCGCUCUGAUAAGCAGGCUGAUCGUGUCGAGAUCUCUCCAGAGCAGCUCUCAGCAGCAGCCAUUGAGGCUGAGAGGCUCACAGUGAAGCUUGGGCGACCAGUGCGGGUGGUUGGCUGGUACCACAGUCACCCCCACAUCACAGUGUGGCCUUCUCAUGUUGAUGUGGGCACACAGGCAGACUACCAGAUGAUGGACCCUAACUUCAUUGGACUUAUUUUCUCAUGUUUCAAUGAGGCUGACAAAAAGCAGAGAGUGCAAGUGAUUUGCUUCCAGUCUAUUGCUACCAACUCCGAGCCAAGGUACGAGCACAUCCAGCUGCCACUACGAGUGCUGCCCACCCCUCGAGCCACAGUGGGUGCAGUUUGCCUCGAGGCACUCACACACCUGCCACAGAUACUGCUCGAGGAGGAGAAGGAGGUCUACACCAAGAGUCAGGAGAAUCAGAAGGAUCUGCUGGCUCUGGUUCACAAUAGCGGAGUGUACAGCCAGUCGCUGACACACAUGCUGCAAGUAGUGGCCACACCUCUAAUGCAAACUAUGGAAAGAGAACUGGAGGCAAAUAGAAUCACUCUAGAGGAGCUUAGACGCAAGAAAGAGAAACUGUUGGAAACUCUACAGCAACUAGACUCAUCAUCUUAAUAGCAUAUGUCAUUCAGAACAUUCAUGUGUGACUGACAACAAUUGCUUAACAGAACUGUCCAAAUGAUCAAAGUGUUUGUAUUCUAUUAAUGCCCCAGACCGCCCUCUCAAAUAUGAUUUUUGAACGUUUGUUUCUAAGCUUUCAGAAAAUCAUUGAUAUUGGAUGUUAUGGCAGCUGGAA